GAUUAUAAUUUUUUAUAAAAACAAAAUAGUUCGAAAACUAAUUAAUUAUUAAAAUUAUGAAACUUGUUCAUCUAAAAAAUAGUGAUUUGAAGGUGUCGCCCAUAUGCCUGGGAACGUGGCAAUUCAAUGGAAACACUGCUGGGACAUCUAUGGGGACUUGGAAUGCUCAAGAUAUAAACGUCUCCAAAAAAAUCGUAGAUGCUGCAAUUGAGUCUGGUAUUAACUUUUUUGACACGGCUGAAGCCUACCUAAACUCGGAAAAAGUGUUGGGCGAUAUAUUGGAUGGAAGUUAUAAGUCCAGAAGAUCGGACUUGGUCAUAGCUUCCAAAUUUGGGUUCAACGCAACUCCGGGAUCGAAUAAGCCUGUCUCUUAUACCCCGGCGGAUAUCGAAGAUUCUUUAAAUCAAUCCUUGAGGUCUUUAAAGACCGAUUAUCUGGAUUUGUAUCAAGUGCAUUGGCCCGAAGUUAUGAAUAACGUAGAAGAAACCGUUAAAGAACUUAAAAGACUACAAUCCUUAGGUAAAAUCAGAUAUUACGGCGUUUCCAAUUUCGGUCCUCAAACACUCAAAGAGUUUUACGAUUUCGGCGGUGAACCAGUUUCUAAUCAGCUGCCUUACAGUUUACUAUGGAGGUCGAUAGAAUACGAGAUUAUUCCAGAAUGCGCUAAAAGAAACCUGAGUAUUUUGGCAUAUUCUCCAUUGGCUCAAGGGCUUUUGUCGGGAAAAUAUAAUGAUUCAACCUCCUUCCCCAAUGGAAGACGCAGGAUCAGGUUGUUUAAUUGCAAAAGCACUCCUCUAGCAGUACACACCGAGAGUGGUUGCGAAGAUCAGGUCUUUAAAGCGUUGGGGGAUAUAAAACAACUUUUAACUCAACUCAAUGUAUGUAAAAAAUCAGGCCUUGACAUUCAGGACGAUGGAGAUGGCAAAGAGCAAUAUGGAAUGGUGAACCUAUCCCUGGAUUGGAUACUUAGCAAUUUAAACGUGGGUAGUGUCAUUGUAGGAGCCUCCUCGGCUGAUCAGAUAACUCAAAUCUGUAAGAACGCUAGUUCAUCUCUCAUGAAUACGGAAAUGAAAAGAAAACUGGAUGAAAUUACAGAACCGAUAAAGGAGGCUAUAGGUAAUAAUCCCGACAUGUGGUUUACGAAAUCCAGAUACAAAUAAUGCCCAAUAAACACUUUAAAAAGACCAAUUUUAUCUAUAUAAAAAAUUAAUAUAAUUUUAUAUAUCUUUUCUUCAUUACAUAUACAUUUUAUAUUACAUAUUAAAGCAUUAUA
Molecule: messenger RNA, 1273 nt
Organism: Gordionus sp. m RMFG-2023
Lineage: Eukaryota; Metazoa; Nematomorpha; Gordioida; Chordodea; Parachordodidae
Product: aldo-keto reductase IolS-like
Exons: 7
Coding region: 57-1160 (367 amino acids)
Molecular function (GO): oxidoreductase activity
Source: RefSeq, a predicted model, not a curated record